CCUCCCGUUCAUCAUCAUCUAGCAGGGGCGCAUCUGCAGCCAGCAGGACCGGAGCGAUAUGAUUUCUCAUGGAUUCUUUGAAACGUUUUGCCUCCAUCAUUCAGGUCGACAUGAAUAAUAUUUCAGUUUAGGGGAAGCAGCUCGUCUUUAUAAAUCCAUACAAUCACAUAUAGUUUCCUUUAAUUGAGAUCAUCAUGGGGUUACGCCUAUUUGGCACUUCGCGUUGCGCAUCCACGCGCAUCUGCCUGCUUGUUUUGCUCCUCCAAAGUGUCCAUUCUCAGAGGAACCCCGGAGCCCAGCAAAGGAAUGAACAAAGUGCCGCUCUCCGACAGACGCUGCAAUGGUCCCACAACGGGAAGGUGUUUAGUAUUUUAAGCCAGGGCGCAGAGUACCAGCCGGCGCGGCGCAGAGGUGCACCUCAGGAGCAAGCGCAACAAAUAACCAUCGUCCAGGAUGCGGAUGAGAGGCGUCAGGGCGCGCAGCGACAGGCGGUGGCUCCGCGGGACCAGCAGCCUCCGCGCAGCCUCCCGCCGCAGCUCCAAAGGCUCGUGAGAGGUCGAGAACAUCGCCAGCAUCUUCACAAUGAACGUCCCGCAGAGCGAGUCAACGACACCCAGAAGGUCAACGUCAGUCCAUCUCCGCCAAGGAGAGAAGACAUGAUGGUCGGUGAUGAUCCAUACGACCCAUACAAGUCCAUUGAUGGUGACAAUCCAUAUUACAACUACUAUGACGUUUACGAGAGACCCAGAGAGAGACAGAGACCUGGAUAUGGCACAAGAUAUCAUCAGUACGGCCUCCCAGAUCUCGUGCCAGACCCAUACUACAUUCAAGCAUCGGCCUAUGUCCAGAGAUCCCCGAUGUACAAUCUAAGAUGCGCAGCUGAGGAAAACUGCUUGUCAAGCUCUGCCUACAGAUCAAGCGUGAGGGAUUAUGACACUCGAGUUCUACUGAGGUUUCCUCAAAGAGUCAAGAAUCAGGGAACAGCUGACUUCCUACCCAACAGGCCACGCUACUCCUGGGAGUGGCACAGCUGCCACCAACACUACCACAGCAUGGAUGAGUUCAGCCACUACGACCUGCUGGAUGCCACCUCUCACCGCUCGGUAGCAGAAGGCCACAAGGCCAGUUUCUGCUUGGAAGAUACCUCUUGUGACUAUGGAUACUACAGAAGAUACGCCUGCACUUCUCAUACUCAGGGCCUGAGCCCGGGAUGUUAUGACACCUACAAUGCAGACAUUGACUGUCAGUGGAUCGACAUCACAGAUGUGAAACCUGGCAACUAUAUUCUGAAGGUUAGUGUAAAUCCUUACUAUCAAGUUCCAGAAUCGGACUACAGCAACAACAAUGUGCGCUGUGAUGUGCGCUACACUGGCAACUAUGCCUACGUGUCAGGUUGUCACAUGUCAACAUAUUAGGUAACAGUCCAAAGUGGUUCUGCGAAAAUCCCUACAAGUGACUUUGAAUGGAUGAACUGCAGCGACAGAUUAAACACUACUAAAUAUAACGUCAUGAAAUAUGGUAUCUACUUCAAAAAUAAGCAAAAAAUUUAAAAUAAAUAAAAAAAAGGUUACAUUAUUGCUUCAAACAAUGUUAUCUUCUUUAUUUGUGCAAAGUCUUUGCAACAUUUCCGUGCUGAUGGGUUCUGUAUGCUAACAUCUCACAUUAAUGGAUGCUCCAUUAAAAGUAUGAAACUCACAAUCUUCAGUAAGAAAGAGGGUUGAAAUUAUAUCGGUGGUUUUCAAAAGCCUAAUUUUUUCUAUUUAUGGAAUGCUUUUGGCUCAAAAACUUAAAACAUUAUUACUUGAAUAAACCUUUGUCAUGUUGUCAUUUGAUUUUGGAUUUGUUUAUGUCAUUAAAAAUGCUUUUUUGUUGCCUUUA
This is a messenger RNA of Oryzias melastigma (Indian medaka), 1878 nucleotides long. RefSeq names its product lysyl oxidase a (gene loxa). The record is from RefSeq and is a predicted model, not a curated record. Gene Ontology annotation, molecular function: copper ion binding; protein-lysine 6-oxidase activity. The transcript has 7 exons. Gene Ontology annotation, biological process: peptidyl-lysine oxidation. Bases 195 to 1415 code for a protein of 406 amino acids. NCBI's taxonomy places the organism in Eukaryota, Metazoa, Chordata, Actinopteri, Beloniformes, Adrianichthyidae.